AUUAAUCACAAUUAAUUUUUAAAAUCUCUUGACAGUCCUAUUUUAUGUUAUUUAUUACAGAUUUUAUAAUAGAUCAAUUUUUUGUUUACCACUAUGUUAUCAGCUUGUAAAUUGAUUUUAUUACUUGGAAGUUCUCCUUUUCCUGAUAAUGCACAAGUAAAUAACUGAAUGAGUGUGUAUCUUCGAGAAUCUUACAAAAUACCGUUCAUUAUGAUUAACUGCUUCUUUUGGAUUUUAUUUAAAAAUUAACAAUGGUUAUUUAGAUUUGUGAUGCAUUAUAACCCAUAUAAGUACUUCCUUUUUAUGAGUCAUUUCCAGUUUUUGGUUUUCAGAUUCCAUUUCGGUUUCUUUUUCAAUAGUAAUGGAUUCUGGAACAUGGAAAAUAAUGCAGUGGUUUUAUAACCUUUAAAAAAGAAUUACGGUGACUUAUUUUUAUACCUCCAUUUCCACAGAAAGUCAACAAGUAACUACUAAGAGUGAGAGAUCCUGUGCUCAGAGAACUAAGAAUUGUUUUAGGAAGAAAUAGUUACAGAAUGUAUCCCGUUUUCCCUAGUAAAUGGAACAGAAUUACAAAGAGGAAAACAUACUACAUAAGAAAAUAAAUAAAAAAUAGUAAAGAGAACAUCUUAAUAUAUUUAUCCUGUUAUUUUUUCCCUUUGGAUGCAGGGAACAUUUUUUGGGUGGUGUGUAGCUAGCCAGCUGCGACUUCGACCAUUUUUGCGAUACACAAUCUGACUGAUUUAAUUUGUGCCGUUAGUAAGCAUGGUAUACAUUGGAAGAUAAUCCUGUAUUUGUGAUAACUUUAUUGGCAUGUGACUGAAAGAACCGAAAAAAAAUUACUGACAUAGUGACUAUAUAUACCCUAACUAUCCACCAGGAGGAGACAGACAGCUGUACAAACUUCUUCCAUUGGGAGAGCGGAGUUAUCAGUCUUCUCGGGUGUUCUCCUGCUAGGAAGAGGAGUCGAUCAGCUGGCCUGUCUUUCCUGUCACCAAGAAUGGAUGAAAGUUGGUGCCAAUACCUUCAACAUGGGGAAGCCGUUCUAAUGUGCUGAAUUAUUUGAGCAUUAAAUGGGUCUGUUCCCGCCUUCUUUGUACAUCCCAAGCUUCUAAUAGACAAAUGUAAAGCAAAACAAAUCGCACAUACACAUUAUAGUGCAUACAAAAAUGCAAAAGGGAAAGAAAGAGAUAGUCACUGUCUCAAAUAAUAUCAAUUUUUUAAAAUGGUGUCAUAUAAAAUAGGUGUAUAUAUCGCCUUAGCCUCUGGUUCUAGUAACAUAGCCCAAGACCAAAACUAUUCUUCAGAUUGUGCUAUAUUUUACCACUAUUUUACUGAUAUUGCCUAAAAUUAUUAUAUAUAUAUACAGCGAAGUAUUUACAAACACCUGUAGUUAAGUUGCCUAAACAUUUGCGUUCUGAAUGGCCUUUUCCAGUUGCUUAUAACCUGCUCAAACUUUUAUCUUUUUAGUUUAAAUUCCAGGUUUAGUCAAAGUAGAGAGCAGCUUUUGAGAGAUGGUUACAACGGAUUAAUUGUUUUUACGUAAAAACAGAGUAAAAUGUAUUAUUUCCCUUAAAUAUGUAACAUUUCUGAAAACAGCUCUAGUGCCUAAAUAAGUGGUCUGUAAAAACUUUAAAUUUAAAGGGGGGCAUAUAUGCUUUUCAGUGAUCUGUUGAAAUGGUUUGAGAUUUGCUGACUUUAAAAAGGGUUGGGAAACGUACUUUGACCGUAUGCACUGGUUGCUGUUUUCUUUCUAAUGAUCUCCCGAUGUUCCGUUCGCAUUGUGUAAAUGUGUGCAUGUAACUGAUCCAUUCUAUUUUAGUAUCCGGUAUCACUUAUGUUCUACUGGCUCCCUACGUGCAUGUGUAAGAAAGUUAAGAAGAAUUUAACAUUUAAUAUGCAAGUGUUUAUGUAAUGUGGUCUGCGAAAGUGUGUGCCGAUAAAGAUCGGGCUGUAAAGGAGCCCUACAUAUUCCCACGUGAAAUCUGAAGCUAUGUAUGUAAUGGGGGUAUAGCCAUACCCCAUUAUGUAUGUUCUGUUAAUCUAUGUAUUGUGUGAGGCAGGACUCCAGAUAAGCCCUAGUUUUAGAGGGUGCACAUAUUGUACAGGCCAAGGCAUUUCAUUUCUGCCUAAAAAUAGAAUGGAAGUUAUUUGUUUUUGUCAAUUUUAUUUUUGAAAAACGUAGGAAAUUCCAUUAAAAACAAUGUUGAAGAACACUAAGAUUGCAAAAGGAAGCACUCAGAAGUCGGGAAAUGCCAACAUUCAGGUUUCUAACACAUCGAUAACUGUGCUCAUUUAUGCAUAUUCAUUAAAAUGCAGUCAUUAAUUAAAUAAUUAGAUUGGUUUCUUCUCCAGUUUAAAAGGUUGUGAAGUGAAUGAGGAAGAAGUCCAGAAAAAAUCGGCUUCACUCUGUGUAGAAUAAUAAUCUGCAGGUAAGGCAGAGAGUAACUGGCAAAAUAAUAAACAUAAAUAUUAAACAGCUCCCAUAUUUACUGAAUGCCAUGUAUCCUCUGCACUGAUGUAAAUACACAUUUAGGCACUUGUGGAAAACCAGCACAAGGGCAAUGCACAAUUUAAGUAAUUUAAGCCUUCAAAAUAAAACUAUGCUUCUAUACACAGAAUUUCACCUUGAAUGAGUUAGUUAAAGAAACCAACCAACCAACCAACCAAUCAAUCAACUAACGAUGUAAUAAAAUAAUAAUAACCGAAUCUACAUGAAUAUUAACAAGGGAGAAGAAUUUGGUAUUUCCUGAGUUUUGAAUGCUUUCCUUCAAAAACCUCCAUGUUCUUUCAAUAUGUUGCGGUCUGUCCGAGUCGGAGAUAACGGUAGCUAUGUAUCUCUGUAAGAUAAAUAUAAGAUAUAGAGAUAUUAAGAUGUAGACGCGUGUGUGUCAGUGGAAGUGCAUUAGACUGUAGUGCAGGAUCAAGUGAUGAAAUCUUUAAAGAUCUGAAAGGGAAAAGAUUAAAACAUCUUUCUAUAGGUAAGGAACCCCAGACUUCUUUUGGUGGUUCAGCUAUAGAGGCAAAAUUAGAAAAUUUCCGUCUGUUGCCAAAUAUUAUCUCCUAUCAUGAGCACGGAACGACAUAACGUUCGAAGGCAUAUCUUCCCUGAUAGCUCGGCGGGCGGAGAGAAAGGGGGAGGAAGAGAAGAUGAAAAAACCGUAUGCUUGAACUCUCUGGAUUAAAGAAGACGUAGUUUGGAAGAUAUAAACUACAGAAGGGUCUGAGACACAAGAUGUCGCUGUCGGCUAAAAAGACACGUAAACAGGAGAAAACAUACAGCUCCUCCUUCAGAAGCUCUGAAAAUCCUGCCUUUCAGCGCAUCAGGCAGACUCCCGGAUGUAAUAACUGCAUUUAAUAAAACGGUUUUCAAACCUGCAACGCAUCCUCCUCAUUCCCUGGAUUCUGCGCGUUCGCUCAGUGAAAACACUGAUUUCUAAGGAGUCCGCAAUGGCUCUUCUCCGGCGAGACUCCCUGGUAACCAGGCAGCUGCUGCGGUUGGUUCUGUUACACACGGCCUGGGAGGUGGGCAGCGGCCAGGUCCGUUAUUCCGUGCCGGAGGAAUCCAAACACGGCACCUUUGUGGGCCGCCUGGCCCAGGACCUGGGGCUGGAGGUGGCGGAGCUGGUGCCUCGGAUGUUCCGGUUGGUCUCCAACGGCAGGAGAGACUAUUUUGAGGUAAAUUUGCAGAACGGCGUUUUGUUUGUUAAUUCACGAGUAGACAGGGAAGAGCUGUGCGGCCAGAGCCCCCUGUGCGCCAUUGACCUGGAGGUGAUAGUGGACAAACCCCUGAGGAUAUUUCACGUGGAAGUGGAGGUACAGGAUAUAAACGACAAUGCUCCUGUUUUCUCGGUAAAUAAACAAAACCUGAGGAUAGCAGAAUCACUAACUCUUCCAGGUUCGCGUUUCCCACUAGAGGGCGCGUCUGACGCAGAUAUUGGUACAAACUCAUUGCUAACCUAUAAACUCAGCUCAAGUGAACAUUUCACUCUAGACUUGCAAAAGAACCACGAACACAGUGACGGUUUAGUCCUUGUAUUAAAGAAAUCCCUCAACAGAGAGGAAACGCCCGUGCAUUAUUUAUUACUCAUCUCAACUGAUGGGGGCAAACCGGAGCUCACCGGCACAGUUCAGCUGGUGAUCACGGUGCUGGAUGUGAAUGAUAACGCGCCUGUAUUUAAUCAGUCCGUUUAUAAGAUCCGAUUGUUCGAAAAUGCAGCUAAUGGGACC
Chrysemys picta bellii (western painted turtle) is the source of this 4227-nucleotide messenger RNA. Lineage: Eukaryota; Metazoa; Chordata; Testudines; Emydidae. The record is from RefSeq and is a predicted model, not a curated record.